GUACUCAGCUUCCUCAUUAAUCAACACCGGAAUGAAUAUUCCUCCUAUUAAAACACCAGCUUGUUGUAAUGGCUAAGAUUGAGAUGAAAAGAAGAAGUGUAGAAAUUCAAGAAAAGGAAAGAAAUGGAAGCUCCAAGGAAUUUAACAUGGCAGUUCCUAAAUUUUUGGUGCAACUACCUCACAAGCUUCAAAAUUCUCUCAAGUCACAGCUCAAGAGAUUUGCAAAAGAUGAUGGACAUUUUUCCCUGAACUAUGACCGUAAAAGGGGAAAAAGGACACUUACUUUUUCUGAUGUUGAUCUGAAGAAGCAAUUGCAAGCAUGGAGAGAAAAUCCUUCGUGGGCUGAUCAACAUUCAGAAAUAAAGGUCAGUGUACCAAAAGGUUCUCUUUGCAACCUCAAAGUGAAUGUCAAUGUUGGGUUGCCUCCUGAUGCAGUGUUCAAUAUCGUGAUUGACCCUGAUAAUAAGAAAGUUUUCAAAAAUAUUAAGGAAGUGAUAUCCAGAAAAGUUUUGGUCGAUGAAGGUCAUAGGCAGGUGGUUGAGUUAGAGCAAGCAGCUUUGUGGAAAUUCCUUUGGUGGUCAGGAACCAUAGCCGUUCAUGUUUUAGUUGAUCAAAAUAGAGAAGAUCACUCAAUGAAAUUCAAGCAAGUGAAAACGGGGUUUAUGAAAAAAUUUGAAGGUUGCUGGAGAGUGGAACCUUUGUUUGUUGAUGAGAAGUUAUGCUUUCCCUUGAAGCCUAAGUCGUGGUCAGAGUAUUGCUCAUGCACUGGAGGCAAAGGAAGGCUUGGAUCAAAGGUGAGCUUGGAGCAGCUGAUUCAACCGGCAAUCGUUCCGCCUCCGCCCAUUUCGUGGUAUCUGAGAGGUAUUACCACCAGAACCACAGAGAUGCUGAUAAAUGAUCUGCGUGCUGAAGCUGCGAGAAUCAGGGGUGAUUUAGGCCCUGAAAAGUCUAACAAAGAGUUUGAAUUGUCUGAAGAUUUACUCUCUGAAAUUGAUAAUGUUUCUGAUAUUAAAAAAAGAUGGGCUCUCCGUAGGAGCAAUGCAAAGCAAUGUCACAGGAGGCUACUGAGUGCCAAUUGAUUUGUUCUUUAGGUUCUUAAGCAGAUAUGCCAACGUUUGAAAGAUUACGGAAAUUAAUUUUCUUCUUUUUAGUUUCCUCUUGUUUUAUUGACAUCUCAAGAUGCUACAAGUGAUUAUCCAAAUUUACUGAAAAAUUCUUGUUUUUAUGUUUUUGAAGAGUCUGUCUUUCAAC
Morus notabilis is the source of this 1251-nucleotide messenger RNA. RefSeq lists its product as uncharacterized. Bases 69 to 1079 code for a protein of 336 amino acids. Lineage: Eukaryota; Viridiplantae; Streptophyta; Magnoliopsida; Rosales; Moraceae. The record is from RefSeq and is a predicted model, not a curated record. The transcript is spliced from 6 exons.